Messenger RNA from Owenia fusiformis, 1241 nucleotides. Lineage: Eukaryota; Metazoa; Annelida; Polychaeta; Sabellida; Oweniidae. The record is from the annotation of a GenBank genome assembly.
ACUACCGGAAGUCCAUUUUUGGGUCUGUCAGAUAAAGUUACAUCUGGUACUAAAACUGGGGAAUUCAUAGUGAAUUAUUCAUAUUGGGGAGCCAAAAUUCAAGCUUAGAUCCUUUUGGAUAUAUAAGGAUCAAUUUAACACUCGUUUUCUUGGAAUUUGUUGAGCCUCCAAAAUGGAUCUCCAGUUCUCCAUCUGCAGCUGGCCUGCUGCUUACUACAUGAGCCAGACUUACUCAUGGGUGAAAGGCAUGUUCUAUGUGAAGCCCAUGGGGCUCUAUUUUGAAGUGCCCCCAAAGAAGAAACACAGGAAAAGGUCGUCAAAAAAGAGAAUCAUGUUUAUGAUUCGUUUCGAACAUGUAAGCAGAGUUGAGAAGAAAAUCGCUAAUCUCAUUUAUCCUGCAAUUGUUGUCUAUGGUGCUAAACAGGAUCGGGAUCGAUAUUGGUUUGCAUCUUUCCCAAAUCGGAAAUCGUCAUAUAACAUGAUUGUUCAUUUCUGGAAGGAGCAUUUGGCCAUGAUUCAACGCGGGGACUCAGUUUCUACUCCAGGGACCAUUAUCAGUAAUAACGAAUACAGUGACAUCGUCUUACACGAUAGUAUGUCUGAGCUUGAUAUUUGGCUCAGUAGAUGGCGAUUUGUUUCUCGACCGAUCACAGAACCAAUCCUACUUGGAAAAGAUGGGAUUCACCAUGCGUAUGUUUUCCCGAUUAUCUAUAACCGGUUUAUUCCGGAUAAGGUGAUGGCUCAGUAUGAGGGAGUCCUCAGGAUUAGCAAUGAAGGUCUGACAAUACUUUCAAACAACCAACACAAGAUAUUUCACUACAAACUGGAGGACAUUACAGAGAUCAGAAUUCUCAACCCCUACCAAAUGAUAAUCUGGAAGAUCAGUGAGCAUGGCUAUACAGAUGUCAGCUACGCUAUCGUCUCCACUAGACUCGUGGAAAUCAUCAAGGUGCUAUACUUCAUCAACUCGUUGAAGAAAAUUGUCAGUACAGGAAUCCUGGCAAUUUACAUAACCUAAGAACCUAUAACUGAAGGAUAUACUAUAUACUCAAGCUUAAUCAACGUGAAAUAGCAUGAGGCUGAAUUGCUGUCGGGGAACUAGAAAUGCAAUAAUGCUCAGAGAUUUUAGGGUUUACUGUCAAACUUUAACAAUAUGAUUUUUUUUUUGGUUAUUUUAUUUGCUGGUUAACCUCUUAACCUGGGAUCACUUUUCCGAAGUUAGCCAACUUAAAUUAAGAUCU